AUGUUGCGCAAGAAAGAGGCUUUUACCCUCGUCACACCCAUUCCGGGCUUCAUCCCGCGACAACUCGCCAUUGACAUCCUCCACUCCCACAGCGAAGUCAUCACCCUCAACCCGCUUGUCCUCGGCCACAAGCCCAUUUCUGCGCCUCGCAAUGCCGCCGCCGACGAGUUUUACAGCACUUGGUAUGAGAUUGAGGAGCGAGUCCAGGUCAUCCCUGGCAUUGGCAAGAUGGGCGGGAGCAAGAUCAAGUUCAACGGCUGCUUCCACGACAUGCCCUGGGGUCUCCAGACUCACAUCUACGCUCCCCUGAACAUCGAUUUGCGCAACACGUAUCGCAUUUGCGGCAACCAGCCUGGAAUCGAGCCUCCGGAGCAUCGCGAGAUUGGCCUCGAGGCCCUCGGAGCCCCCUCUGACGGCUUGUACCUCCGCGAAGACAUCGAGAUCAAGACCAACAUCGCCAUGGUCAGCUUUGUCAAGGCCCAGCUCAAGGCUGCCAACAAGGAGAUGGUCCAGCGCAUCAUUAAGAAGGCCGAGCUGCUCGAUGCUGGUGUCCUGAAGGCAAUGAUGGAGGACGGCAAGCUCAGGACGGUCAACCCCAACGACCGUUCCCAUACGCCCGCAACGGCCGCGUCUGCAGACCCCAGACGACAGUCUUCCGUUUCCUAUGGAAUGGGCCAAAAGAGCCCUCAGCUGGCACAGGCAGGCCAUAUGCCACCAAAUUACUCCCCGGGUUAUUCUCCCUACGCCUAUCCUGCCCCGCCUCAAACACCGCAGAUGUACGACCCUCGACAGUCAACAUACCAACAAACGCCCCAACCUGGCAUGUACGCGCCACCGCCAAUCCCUCCCAAGGAGCAAAUGGUCAUCAUGGAACUGCCCGGCGACUACCCGCCUCAACACGGUCUCUACCCGUCUCCACAGCCGAGCCCGGGAUACCGUCCACCCUCUUCAUCCUCGUCUGACCCACGCUGGUCUGCCCAGCCCAGCCCGUCCAUGAUGCAUCCGCAAAGAAUGAGCACCGGGUCUACCAGCAGCGCGGGCCAACAUCCGGGCUUUGUGUCAGAGCUGGCAACACAUAACGAAAAAUCAGAGUACUAG
Messenger RNA from Trichoderma breve, 1098 nucleotides. RefSeq lists its product as uncharacterized. The record is from RefSeq and is a predicted model, not a curated record. The coding region runs from base 1 to 1098 and encodes 365 amino acids. NCBI's taxonomy places the organism in Eukaryota, Fungi, Ascomycota, Sordariomycetes, Hypocreales, Hypocreaceae. The transcript has a single exon.